This is a messenger RNA of Colletotrichum lupini, 549 nucleotides long. Its product is annotated as mitochondrial carrier protein. Lineage: Eukaryota; Fungi; Ascomycota; Sordariomycetes; Glomerellales; Glomerellaceae. The transcript has 2 exons. Gene Ontology annotation, biological process: mitochondrial citrate transmembrane transport. The record is from RefSeq and is a predicted model, not a curated record. Bases 1 to 549 code for a protein of 182 amino acids.
AUGAUCCACGCCGCCGCCACCCCCUCCUCUUCCUCUUCCUCGUCCGCAAAAAACCGCUUCGCGAACCGCGGCCUCAUCGGCGCCGUCAGGAUCCUGCUCCGCGAAGAAGGCAUCCGAGGCCUAUGGAGCGGCCUCGCGCCCGUGCUCUGCAAACAAGGCACCAACAGCGCAGUCCGCUUCACGACCUUUGCUAUGCUCCAGGAGCGCGUCGCGGCGCGGUGGCCUCAGCUCGAGGGCGGCGUCGGGAGUACCCUCGUCUUGGGCGGUGUGAGCGGUGUGUUUACGGUGUACGCGUCGAUGCCGUUUGAUAAUAUCAAGACGAGGAUGCAGAGCGUGCAGAGUGCUGACGUGCGGUAUACUGGUAUGGUAGACUGCGCUGCGAGGAUUCUGAGGAGUGAUGGGGUUUUUGCGUUUUGGAGGGGUACGUCGCCUAGGUUGGUCCGGUUGACUCUUUCGAGCGGCAUCACGUUCACGGUCUAUGAUCAAGUGGUGCGUCUGAUGAAGUCGGCGCAGACAGACCGCAAAGCCAGCGACCUGCAGCGCCUGUAA